CGGUACCAGUGGCACCGAGGAACUCGGUACCAACGGAGGUCUCAUCUUCGGAAGCGAGAACCGCGCUCUCUUCGCCGUCGUCCGAACGACGACCACGUUACACACGCCCACGAUCACGAGUCGACCUGGGCUAAGUGCGCGUAUAAAACCGAUCCUGGUCACCUGGACUAUCGAGUAAGCCUGGCCACGGUGUCGAGUAAACACCGCGAAGGAGCACAGUCCAACAUCCACGUUCCGUUUCUGAAGGAUCCUCGUGCACCGUAGCUGGAGGAUCGACCAGCUCUCGCAUCGCCUGUCCAACCCGUUCCGUUGAACCACGGGGUGCGAAGAAGCAAGUUGCUCGAGGGGUGGAAGCAUCAGAGACACGUGUCGUGUUGCCAGAGAAUGCGGCUGAUAGCGAAUCGGCGGUGAAUCGAUCGAAGGGAAACGAGAGUCCUCAGUUGGUCGUUCGCCGUGUCACCUGGCUGACAUCCAGUGCACUUUGUGCAUCACGUCUUAAGACGGAGAGACGUUAUCGCGCUUUCGCAUGCCACGAAGUGGUCACACCGCGAACACAGCCAUGUUUCGACGGAGCAGAGCCAGGACGAUAGUCCUGGUCGGCCUGGUGUUGCUCACGCUCCUCGACACCAUCAACAGCAUCCCCUACAAGCGGUCUCUGGUCAGGCUGUGUUCGAAGGACCUCAGCGACGCCUUGUACCUGGCGUGCAAGGAUCGCGGGUACAACGAGCCGUUCUCGUACAGCGGAGAAGACGACCCUAAGGACUCUGUGGGUCCGGGUCUCGCGGAGGAGUGUUGCUACCAUCAGUGCAGCUAUUCGCAACUGGAACAGUACUGCAAGCCUAACAGGACCAAUCCUACGGACGCCGUAAAGAGUCCGCUCUGGAUAGAAAAAUACCCGUACCCGUCUGCAAGGCCGGCAGCCUCGUCGUCGGAGGAGGAGAGAUCGAGGUCGGACAUCGUCGACUACGUCCACGGCACGAUCAAGUGUAGGAUCCAUGGGUCGAAGGGAGCACGCAGGAAGGGGUCUAACGCGGAGGACGACGCCAGUGGCUGCGAUGGGAGAAACUCGCUGAGAAGGCAUCGCAUCGGCCAUUGCGGCUGCAGGCAUCGACGACAGAGGCGUCGUCGUCUUGGCAAGAUGCUUGAAAGGUCAUCAGUCGACAGAACAUCUAGACACGAAGCCUUGGACACGCCAGUGUCGUCGAACGGAGGCAAGUAAUUCCUCCUGGAACCGAGCUGCCAAGAAAGGGGUAGACCGGGAGAGGUCGCGAAGA
Eufriesea mexicana is the source of this 1274-nucleotide messenger RNA. RefSeq lists its product as uncharacterized. The record is from RefSeq and is a predicted model, not a curated record. Lineage: Eukaryota; Metazoa; Arthropoda; Insecta; Hymenoptera; Apidae. Gene Ontology annotation, molecular function: hormone activity. Bases 527 to 1219 code for a protein of 230 amino acids. The transcript has 3 exons. Gene Ontology annotation, cellular component: extracellular region.